Messenger RNA from Diaporthe citri, 981 nucleotides. RefSeq lists its product as uncharacterized. Lineage: Eukaryota; Fungi; Ascomycota; Sordariomycetes; Diaporthales; Diaporthaceae. The record is from RefSeq and is a predicted model, not a curated record. Gene Ontology annotation, biological process: L-methylmalonyl-CoA metabolic process. Gene Ontology annotation, molecular function: methylmalonyl-CoA epimerase activity. Bases 1 to 981 code for a protein of 326 amino acids. The transcript is spliced from 4 exons. Gene Ontology annotation, cellular component: mitochondrion.
AUGGCCAACACAGAGAACCCAGACAAGAUCAAGCUCCAUCACAUCGCACAUGUCUACUACAAGUAUAGCACAGAGGAGGUGGAUGCCGCCCACGUCUUCAUGGCCGACUUCGGCUUCUUCGAGGCCAAGCGCGUCGGCCCAAGGACAUACUACCGAGGAUACGGGUCCGAGCCCUUUGUUCUCUGCGUAGAGGCUUCCACCAAGACAGAGUUCGCGGGCGCCGCCUUCGCAGUCGAAUCUCUGGAUGAGCUGCAAAAGGCCGCCAAGAUCCUGCCCGCCGAGGCGAAGCCAACGGGCAUCUACGAUCUCACUGACGCCCCUGGCGGAGGGAAGGGCCUCACGUUCUUCGACCCUGUCGAUCGGUUCCCCAUGCACCUUGUAUACGGGCAAGAGCCGAUCGAGGAGCUGGACCCGAAGUUCCCGGAUUUGAAGCUGAACUUCCCUGAGAAGCAGAACCGUGAGACCAACCAGUUCCAACGCUUUGAGAAGCGCCCAACGCCCGUGCACAAAUUGGGCCAUUACGGCAUGUGCGUGACAAAUUUCAAGAAGUGCUACGAGUUCUACACGAAAUACUUCAACUUCUACCCCAGCGAGCUCAACUACAACGACGAAAACGAGGACAAUACCGUCUUCUUCCGGCUGGACCGCGGCGACGAGAAGGUCGACCACCACUGCUUCUUCUUCUUCGAGGGCCCCAAGGGCCACGUGCACCACUCGUCCUUCGAGACGCACGACUUCGACGCCCAGGUCCUGGGCCACGACUGGCUGCGCCACAAGGGCUACGAGAACUGCUGGGGCGUCGGCCGCCACAUCAUGGGCAGCCAGAUCUUCGACUACUGGUUCGACCCGUCCCGCUUCGUCCUCGAGCACUACGUCGACGGCGACCUGCUCAACAGGGACUAUCCUACGCAGCGCACCAAGGCGAGCCCGGAUGGGCUGCAUGUCUGGGGGCCCGACUUGCCACCUACUUUCUUGACCUGA